AACUGCGCGUGCACAGAACGUCGAGUUGGUCACAUCAGCGAGAUACAGAUACAAAUUUGUGUGAGAUACUCGUACGCAACUACAACAACAAGAAACAAGCAGAAUAACAAAAGCGAAUUGCAGCUGCAAACUGGAAUUUAGCCAAUCGACAACAACAUUUUGUGUGUUAAGUGAAAAACUAAAGAAACUUGAAGCUGAAAACAACAAAAUAAAGCUGCAACAAUUCAAAAACUUUCGAAAUCUAGCAACAUAGAAAAGUAGUUCAAGCGUUUAUUGUUGUUGUUGUCGUCUAAGUUGCCGUUGCAAAUUUGUGAAACGAAAAAAAAAAAGAAACAAGCCAAUACCUUCGUGUACCCCUGUUCGCCGCCCACUGUUCAGUAGUGAAAAGAUACAGAUACAAAGUUGAGAUAGAGAUAUAUCGAGAGAGAGAACGAAUGAGUGAACGCGCGUGAUAGAAAGAGAAACGAGACCAAGCCAAGCGAAAGCGAAACGCCACAAAGUGCAAUUUCUAUUUUUCGCGAAAAGCACAACAAAAUAAACACAAAAACACAAAAGAGAAAAGCAAAAUACAUCGUCAACAACAACAAUUUGGAAUCGGAAUUGCAACGCAGGAAGUUCCAUAAACACAAAACGCAAAAACGAAAAGAAAAGAAAUUUAUAAACAAAGAUAUAUCAGCGGAUGUCGUCGGCGAUUUGAGCAAAGCCAUAAAAGUAUUACAGCGAUUUUUGGAUUAAACCUAAAAACUAGUGACCGAUUGUUCCUCUUUCUGUUUGUGUGUGUGUGUGUGCGAGAGUCCAGCAGAAUGCAAGUGGAGGCCAGUUACCCGAAAUACGCCGGACGCGUGCCGCCUUUGGAUCUGUCGCAAGUCAACGCUGGCCAGGAGCAGCAACUGCAACAGCUGUGGGCCACAAAUGCGGCUGUGGCAGCAGUUGCGAUGAAGCAACGUCAUCAUCCCUAUCAAGUGCUAAGUGAUAAGUGUCGCAGCGGUGCGAUGGCAGUGAUCAGCGAUGACAACAACAACAACAGCAGCAUCGCCAACGGCAACAGCCAAACGAACCUGCACCAUCAUUCAAUGGGCUCCGAUGGUCUGCCCCUCGAUCCGCGCGAUUGGACGCGUGCCGAUGUCUGGAAAUGGCUCAUCAACAUGGCCGUCUCCGAGGGUCUCGAGGUGACGCCCGAGCUGCCCCAGAAGUUCCCCAUGAACGGCAAGGCGCUGUGCCUGAUGAGCCUCGACAUGUACUUGUGUCGUGUGCCCGUCGGUGGCAAGAUGCUCUAUCGUGAUUUCCGUGUGCGACUCGCUCGCGCCAUGACGCUGCUCUCCUAGCUGCUAGCUGACUAGCGAACUGACUAUCACCUAACCAGGUUGUACAUAUACAUAGUAUACAUAAUAUCUUAUAAAUAUAGAGAGUACUAUAUACAUAAAUACUAUAUAUACACUUUAGUUAGUUUCGUCUUAGCCCUAACUAGUCGCUAGUGCUCCUAGUCUUAAGCCUUAGACCUAAAACGCAUUUGCUUAUUCGCUUAAGUGGUUGAAGAAGCCACCUGCCCAGCUCUGGGUUGAUCUGCUCAAGGCGGGUGGACUUCAAAUGCUGUCCUAUUAGUCAUUUAAGUUCCAUACAAUGAAAAUAUAAAAUGAAAUUUUAU
Messenger RNA from Drosophila albomicans, 1645 nucleotides. It is a transcript of the gene edl, whose product is annotated as ETS homologous factor. The record is from RefSeq and is a predicted model, not a curated record. The coding region runs from base 804 to 1325 and encodes 173 amino acids. The transcript is spliced from 2 exons. NCBI's taxonomy places the organism in Eukaryota, Metazoa, Arthropoda, Insecta, Diptera, Drosophilidae. Gene Ontology annotation, molecular function: sequence-specific DNA binding.